Malassezia sympodialis ATCC 42132 is the source of this 2223-nucleotide messenger RNA. RefSeq lists its product as uncharacterized. Gene Ontology annotation, biological process: transcription initiation at RNA polymerase II promoter. The coding region runs from base 1 to 2223 and encodes 740 amino acids. The transcript is spliced from 9 exons. Gene Ontology annotation, molecular function: TFIIH-class transcription factor complex binding. NCBI's taxonomy places the organism in Eukaryota, Fungi, Basidiomycota, Malasseziomycetes, Malasseziales, Malasseziaceae. Gene Ontology annotation, cellular component: transcription factor TFIIE complex. The record is from RefSeq and is a predicted model, not a curated record.
AUGUCGGGGGCAGACGAGCCCGCAUGGGCCCCGCCCUCCCUGCUGCGGCUCGUGCCGGACCGCCAGCAGCUCGAACGCGAGCGCCUCGCACGCGCUGCAGCGCGCGAGCGUGCGCGCAAUCCUAAAAAACGCACGCGCUCUGUCUCGCCGGACGCGCCGUCGAAGGCGCCGUCGCGCGCGCCGCCGCCGCCCGCGUCUUCGCGCUACACGCCGCCCGAGCCCCAGGAGCGUUUCUGGACAGGCACGAUUAAGGCCACAUACAACCGCUAUGCGCGCGCCACACGCGCCGGAACCAAGCUGGAGCAGCUGCUCGCUCCGACGACGCCGGACGACCCACACGGUCUACAGCGCGCGCUCCUCGCCUCUUUCGACGUUGACAUCGACUGGCUCGAGUCACUAUUUCCGCCGUCCGUGCCGGUCACCUACAUUGGCCACUCACCCCCCGGCGACGCAGCACCGCCGGGUUUCUAUGCGAGCGAUCGCAUGGCGCACUGGGAGAUGUGCAUUCCGCGCAAGCCGCACGCGCGCGCAUUGCAGCACAUCAAGCUCAUCAUCCUGUUUUACGCCACGCACGCGCGUGUGGUGGUUUCUUCAGGGAAUCUCACCCCCCUCGACUGGUCGCGCUACGAAAAUCUCGUGUAUAUCCAGGACGUGCCUGCCACGGGGCACCCACUCGCCCUGCCACCACCCGACCCCCGUGCCAGUGGGUGUGCGUUCCGCACACAGCUCGAGCGCGUGCUGUCCUCCCUCAGUGUACCGACGACGCAUCCGGCCAUGCGCGCUCUCGCCUCGUACAGCUAUACGCACGCGACCGCCCACCUCGUCGCAAGCUGGCCCCUCGCGCCCAUCGCGCGCGGCUGGUCAGAGAUCGAGCAGGUGGGGCUGGGGCGCCUCGCGCAUCUCGUGCGCGAGUGGCAUCUCACUCUCGCUCCCACCAUGCACCUUGAGGCGCAGGGGUCUUCGCUGGCCGCCUACGACCGGCGCUGGCUCGAGCAGUUCUACCUCGUAGCGGCGGGGGCCGACCGGGCGGUGUUGCCGCUGCCUGCGCGGCGCGGCGAUGGGCCCUCACCCGAAUGGGUGCGCGCCUCUGGCAUGGAUGGAUGGCCGCCCGUGCGCAUCCUCUUUCCCACACAGCGCUGGGUCGAGCACGAGAGUGUCGAGGGGCGCAUGGGCGGCGGCUGCUUCUUUGGCCGAGCUGACGAGUUUCACAAGCGCGGCAUGCGCUCCCUGUACGCGCAGCCCGUGUCGCACCGCGGCAACAUUAUGAUGCAUGCAAAAAGCCUUUUGGCUAUCGACGAAAAGGCGCCGGCGCAUGGCUGGGUGUACACGGGCAGCCACAACUUCACGCGUGCCGCGUGGGGGACCUUGGCUGGCACACGCGAGGAGCCGACGCUCUCGCUCAGCAACUGGGAGCUCGGUGUUGCCAUGCCUCUCUCGCUCCUGGAUUGGGGCGGUCGCCCCAUGGACGCCGUGCCCUACCGACGGCCCGUGCAGGCGUACGGCCCCAGCGACGCGCCAUGGGAUGCACAGGUCUACAGCCAGCCCGCCGACACAGGCGUGGGUGUGCAUGAGAGCACACAGCUCGUAGCUGCGAUCGAUGCGCUCAAGCGCACGACGCAUCCCGUCCGCAUGGAGGACUUUGCUCUGGUGCAUGGGCUCCAUGCGCUGAUGAAUCCGCAAAGCAACCUGUUCCAGCGGUUCAAGCAGCACCACAAGGUGCGCUAUGACGAAAAGACCGACCUAUGGAGCUACAAACCCGACUACGAGGUGCACUCUCCUGCCGACAUUAUUGCGCUCCUUCGGUCCAAGUACUACCAUCCAUCAGCGCUCAACUCCGCGUCUGCUGCCGCUGGCAUGCGCCUGGGCGAGCUGCGCGAGUCGUACCCGCAGGCCCGGGAGGCCGUCGAGGAGCUCGCCAGCGAACAGCCGGUGGAGAACCGGCAGGUCCUCGUGCUCCGUGGCAAGCGCGAUGGGGCCAUCAAGUAUGUGUUUUGGAACCCGAUUCAAGGCGAGGUCGUCCGGCCGAUCGAUGGGGAGUUCAAGGAGCUAUGGCACAGUAUGAAGGCGCCCGAUGUCGUCGACCUGGCGACGGAUCUCGAGAAUGAGGGUCUCAGUGCGACCCAGAUGGUCGACACGGCCCCGAAAGCGACGGCCCCCCCGGCCCACGCACAGCGUGGCAAGAAGGGCAAGCGCGGAACUGCGCCGCGCAAGGCGUCGAUCUAA